AUGGCUUCCCAGAAGGCCGAUAAAGGCUUUCAUCACACACUUCUUCCAAGUUUAAGCCUCGAAGACAUUGUCUGGGAUUUCCAAGUCCCGAAUCUUCCAUCACCAUCUACUCUGAAGAAAGCCAAUCUCAUCAAGGCAAUCGCCCUCCAAACCGACCUCAAAGAAUGCAAGCAUUCCAUGAUCCUCAAAGUUCAGCCCAACACGCCAAACCGAGCCAUAGCCGAGCACCCAACCGACCGAUUAAUGCUCUUUUCCCUCGAAGCCUUCAAACCACUCGUUUUCGGCGCCGCAGCCAAAGAAAAGCUACCAGCGCCAGAUCUUCAGCCCCGCACGCGCCAAGAGGUUUCCGACUACAGCAUCAAAUGCCUUCGUGCUGGUAUCAUUCUAAACGGCGUGCACUAUAAUUUCUAUGGGCAUAGUAAUACGCAACUCAAGUCGCGGUCAUGUUUCCUCAUGGCUGCGACAAAAGAGGACGUUUCGAGACGGAUUGAGAGCAUGGGAGAUUUUACAAAGAUGAAGACGGUGGGUAAGAAGGCCAAACGGAUUGGUCUACUCUUUUCAUCUUCUAAGACGGCCAUGAUCAUUGAUCCCGAUCGAUGCGAGGAUAUUCCAGAUGUUGAGACAGAUGAGUACGUCUUCACCGAUGGCUGUGGAUUGAUUGCGCCCAGUCUCGCACAAGAGUUGGCGCGACGAACAAGAAUUAUCUUUCGAGACAUUCGAUACAGGCCUUCGGUGUUUCAACUUCGCUAUCGUGGCUACAAGGGAGUUGUCACUGUUGAUCCCCGAAUGAAGAAGCAAAAGGCACUGCUCAAGUUUCGCAAGUCAAUGAAGAAGUUUAGCGGCGGCGAUGAUCACUCUUUUGCAGUAGUCGAACAUUCCAAGCCUUUUUCGUACGGGUUCCUCAACGACGAGAGCAUCAUUCUCCUCCAUGCGUUGGGCAUCUCCCAAGAUACCCUUCUCUUGAAGCAGCGCAAUCACUUCAACCUCUUCAACAACGCCAAGUCCGACUUUCGUGAUGCAUUCCGCUUCUUGAGCUACGUUAAUCGCCCCGAUCUCGCUGAACGCGUUCUCCUAGAAGGACUCGAGAGCGUCAAGUCCCAGAUCAACGGCCAUGUCAACGACGAAUUGAAGAAGAUGUUGAACAAGCAGGGCGGCCAAAAGUGUCGCAUCUUUGUGCAAAAGUCCCGACUCCUCUUUGGUGUAUGCGAUGCAUGGGAUGUUUUGAAGGAAGGCGAGUGUGCGGUCAAAGUAACUCUGGAGGAGAAUGGUUUGCCACAUGCUUUGAAGAACAGUGAGAUCAUUGUUAUCAGAAACCCGUGUCUUCAUCCGGGCGAUUGGCAGAAGUUCAAGGUAGUUGAGCGGCCUGAGCUGUCGCAUCUGGUGGACUGUAUCGUCUUUUCGACGCGGGGAAGAAGACCAGCUGCUGAUCUUAUGUCUGGUGGUGAUCUAGACGGUGAUACAUUCUUUGUAUCCUGGGACCCCGACCUGAUCCCCUCAACAGUCUCAGCUCCAGCUCUAUACCCUGGCGGUCGAGAACCAAUCCAGUUCCGCCCCAUUACAGACGACGACCGCCUCGUUUACUUCGCCAAGUACCAGAAUGCCUCUCUGGGUCAAGUAAAGAACCUAUAUCUCGAUUGGGCUCGAGUCUCUGGCCCCAUGAGCGCCCAGUGUCAAGAGCUCAAUCGACUCUUCUCGCAGUGUGUCGAUGGCAAUCGGAUCAAGAUCCCCGACAAAUUGCGCACUGCCCCGAAGCCACUACCUGAUGCUCCGCCAUUCAUACUCGAUGUUCUUCACGAUGACGCGAAAGAAUGGGUUCGACGACUGGGCCUGACGCAGGAUGGCGAUAUGACAGGCUAUGAUCUAGACACUAUUCAGCUCUUGUUCAGUCGUGAAGAUGUUGCGAUUGGUGAGUUUGAAAGCAUCAAAAUUGCAUAUUCAUGGUGUCUCAAAAACAAUGCAUCAUUUGAGAGCCUGCUUCAUCUUUUUGACUUCAACAUCCUCACAGCAGAUCAAAAAGCGUGGGUCCUCGCUCAUGUAUCAGGGUCUGCUACCGUGACGGGAUUAGUUCAGAAUGCGCUAUGCUCAUCUGCCAUACUUUACCCACCAGAGCUUCAACGAUUCCACCUCGAUUACCCCGGAAUUAAGUGGAAGAGAACAUACGACUCCUCGAUUGAUCGCCUUGCAACCUUCCAUGACGCAGUCUCCACGAACUUGGAGCUGUUCCAGCGCACGUUGAUCGUAUUCCAACCCGACGAGCGAUUAUCGCUUGCAAUCUACAUCCCCAAGAAGAUUGAGCGUUCACAAGAUUGCGUUAUCAACGACACUGGGCGCCUUUUCGCUUUCCCACAUUCCCAAGGACCCCAAAGACAGGCUCGCCUCUCGCUACCGACCAAGAUGCAGUACCAGCUCUACUGUGACGGCAACGUCUUUCAACUCUUCGAAAAGCAGCGUGGAAACUCAUGGGUCUUCAUUACUAGACCUGGGAACAAUGAUCAAGACUACCGCGAUGUGCAGAACAAAGGCGACAGACGCAGAAAAAGACAAGAAGUGGUUGAUCAGGGAGAACAGGCUGAAAUCAUCGCGAGCAUUGCGCUUGACAAGUUCAGUAGGGGACUUCAGACGCAUAUUGGGAGAGUGAAUAGGUCUCCUAUCACAGCUGCAGAAAUCUACGUCAUUAGCAAUCGAGACGUAGCCUCAAUGCGAAACCUGGAUCUUUGGCUGGAACAGAUCGAUACCACGGAAACAAUGCCUCUAUUCUCUGAGGAACCGAGAGAUUACUCUGUGCCCAGUCUCAGUGAUGUCUUAUCGCAUUCCGAUCCGUCAUGGCUCAUUGAGAUCGUGAGAGGCAACGACAUGUCUACUCUCGCACGACUGGUAUCAGUAGAGCAGUACCAGCAAGUAUUUCAACUGGCCCGGAAAGCUAGCGACAAACAGUUUCUCAUGCAUUGCUUUGAGCAUAUUCUGAUCAACAUGGAGAAGGCUACUGUCGACCACAAAGAUCUGCUGAACGCGAUGCUGCAAGUUCUAGCUGUUGAGCCCACUCUAGCUAUAACCUUGACACCAUUCCUGUCGUCAUCCCGUUCGGACAAGAGCCAAGACCUGGUUAUACUAUUGGAGGCAUCACUCUUGACGAUUCUACGGGCAUUCAUCUUGUCCGCCAACACCAUGGGCCAGCUCAUCUUGGAGCCAUUCAAGAGCAUCCUUUCCGCUAUCACCCCGGGUAGUUUAUCGCUGCUUGACCUCGCGAUGCUUCUGGAACUUGCAGCAUUGACGAUUCGAUCAACAGAUCUGGCGCUGGACCUCUUUCUGGUUUGUCUGCAGCCUAAUGCGUCUCGCUUCAUGGUAUGCGACCAAAAGGUAACCGACUAUUUAAUGCGAAACAUGAUCGCCAUUGCCAUGGAUCACAUUGAAGAAGCCGAAAGUGUGGCGAAGAGACUGCAGGGUCUCUAUGAACUGAGGCUAUCUCCCAAGGAUAAGAAAGGGAAUCUGGUUGAGAUCGACUUCAGAAUCGACACAACAGGAACACCGAAGAAGGGAUCUCACGUAAGGCUGAUGACGGCUUCACUGCCUUCAAAUAUGUUGGUAGGCAACAACUACUCCAUCGACGCACUCGUGACGAUGUCUGAGACGGGUCGUGCGCGCUUCGAGUGUUUCCAUCCGCUUCCACCUUAUUUCAAAGAGUGUUCAUGGAUCUUGGAAGACUGUGGCCUAUUCGUCACGUCCAAGUCCAUGAUUGACGCUCUCAAGGACUUAUGUAUCUACCAGGAAGAUUGCUGCGGUGUCGCCAGCAUCAUUUUCGGUCUUCCAUCCCCCGACAUUCCACAACCAGACCAUUCCUUCAGCAGGAAUGAGAGACUGAACGACAGCCAGAAUCAGGCUAUCAAGCUGGCGUUGAACAGCUCCCUUCUCUGUCUUUGGGGACCGCCUGGGACUGGCAAGACAGAGACUAUUGUCGAGAUGAUCUGUGCUUUGCAGACAGCUAACCCUAAAGCGCGUGUUCUCGUGACGGCGCCGACACAUAACGCAGUGGAUAAUGUGAUGAGACGGUAUAUCCAAAGUCUUCAGAAGCAGCCAUUGGCCCGGAAGAGUCAACCCGAUCUAGUGCGCAAGGUCGCAGAUGAUUUACGCAAGUAUACAUGCGACGCCAUGGCAGGGCAAGAGAUUCACAACGACUACAAGGCUAUGAAGAAGGCCGUGGAAAUGGUCAAACGAAGCGACACUAUCUUCACAACCUGCAUCGGAGCAGGCAUCGGAUUGAUUCGCUCAGAGUUCUUCGACAUCGUGAUUGUCGACGAAGCGUCUCAGCAAACAGAGCCGAGCUCAAUCGUUCCACUUGUGAAGGGCUGUUCGCAGGCGAUCCUUGUUGGAGACCAUGUACAACUACGACCGACUGUCAAUCAGACUGCAUUGGCACUAGACUUUGACGUCUCGCUCUUUGAGAGACUCUACACCGAAGCCAAAGGCUCCAAGGCUGAUGGUAGCUUGACAACGUUGAUGUUGGACACGCAGUAUCGUAUGCAUCCAAAGCUCUGCGAGUUCAGCUCGAGACAGUUCUACGAGGGAAAGCUAAAGUCUGGCAUCAGCAGCUUAGCUAGACCGCCGAUCAAGUCUGACUUCGCAUUCCCCCCAGCAAAGGUCACAAAUCAGAAGGGUGCCUCCGGGAUGGGGAUGCAAGACUACGAGCGGGCCAUCUUCAUCAACUGCGACGCAAAGGAAAUGCCAGGCCAGAAGUCAAAAGAGAACAGAGGACAAGCAGAGCUCUGCCUCCACAUCUGCAAGCUCUUAACCAACCGUCCAGAGACGGAGGCCACGACGCACUCAAUCGUGGUCUUGACGCCCUAUACUCGCCAAGCCGAAGUCCUCAAGCGGAUGCUCUCCAGUAUACCCCACAAAAUCGAGGUAUCGAGCAUCGACGGGUUUCAGGGUCGUGAGGCGGACAUCAUCGUGUUUGUGACGGUGCGGUGUAACGAGCACCGUGAGAUCGGCUUCUUGAAGGACAUGCGAAGGAUGAAUGUUGCUCUGACUCGGGCAAGAUCUGCGCUGAUCGUUAUUGGGAACCGGGUGACGUUAACCGAGGGGACGGCAGAUGAGGACAGUGCGGUUUUGUGGAGGAAGUUGCUUGGAAGCCUGACGGAGGUGAAACUAGAGGCUCCCGUCAAGGACUUGGCUAAGAAAGGCUAA
Messenger RNA from Fusarium subglutinans, 5181 nucleotides. RefSeq names its product NAM7-nonsense-mediated mRNA decay. Gene Ontology annotation, cellular component: nuclear RNA-directed RNA polymerase complex. The record is from RefSeq and is a predicted model, not a curated record. The transcript is spliced from 5 exons. Gene Ontology annotation, biological process: siRNA processing. Gene Ontology annotation, molecular function: ATP hydrolysis activity; nucleic acid binding; RNA-directed RNA polymerase activity. The coding region runs from base 1 to 5181 and encodes 1726 amino acids. NCBI's taxonomy places the organism in Eukaryota, Fungi, Ascomycota, Sordariomycetes, Hypocreales, Nectriaceae.